Talaromyces rugulosus is the source of this 1824-nucleotide messenger RNA. RefSeq lists its product as uncharacterized. Gene Ontology annotation, molecular function: centromeric DNA binding. Gene Ontology annotation, biological process: kinetochore assembly; attachment of mitotic spindle microtubules to kinetochore; spindle attachment to meiosis I kinetochore. The record is from RefSeq and is a predicted model, not a curated record. The transcript is spliced from 5 exons. Gene Ontology annotation, cellular component: kinetochore. NCBI's taxonomy places the organism in Eukaryota, Fungi, Ascomycota, Eurotiomycetes, Eurotiales, Trichocomaceae. Bases 1 to 1824 code for a protein of 607 amino acids.
AUGGCUCGCGGUCCAAAAGCGCGCGAUUACGACUAUUCCAAUGUCGGCACGCAGGGAAGGCGAACUGGCAUCACGCUCAAAGAAGGUAGAAUUGACGAGCAUGGAAUGGAAGAGCUGGAUGGAGUGUUUUCGUCGCCAGAAAGAUCGCCCAUGCGGUCCAAUGGAAUAUACACAGGCAAUGACACGAUGAUGGGCUCCGAGGGCAUGUCCAUGGAUGAGGACACCGCACCAGGACCAGCCGACUUUCUCUACAAAUCCGACGCGCGCCGAUCUCCAUACCUACCACCGCCAGUCGCAAGAUCACCACGGAAAAGUGGCUUGGGCGGAUCGCCUCGUCGCACACCGGGGCUGCGUUCAUCGCCUAUUGCGCAGGAUGAUCGGCGCUCGUCGAGUCCGUCGACUCUCCCUCAACGAAAAGGCAGAUCCGGUGAGACGGCGCGUCCGCCUUUGAAUGACCGACGACUAAACACAGCUACGGCACCAAUCGCGAGACAAAAAAACAAAGACUUUGAUGCGAGUGGCGACUUUUCGGACAAUGAGAAUAAUCCAGUGCAUGACGAUGACGAUAUACAAGACGAUGAAAGCGCGUUUGAGAACGACAUUGCUGGGGAUGUUGAUGUUCAUGUUAAUGAUGACUACGGUGAUGACUCGGAUGAUUCAAUAGAGGAUGUCGGUGCCGGGCAUGCAGAUGUGUCGGAACAAGAUUCGCCCUCGGUUCAUGCCUCCAAUUCGCGUACGCUGAACCGAAGAAGCGCCUCGAUUAGGAUAUCUAGAGAUACAGAUGAAGAGGAUAAUGAUGCACCAACUGAACCGGCUGAACCACCACCUGCGAAUAAACUCAAGAGAGGACGACCAGGAAAAGCUACAAAGGCACAACAAGUCGACAACAGACCAGCGAAAAAACCGAAGCCGUCAAAAGCCGCACCAAGUGCGCCUCCCGAGCCAUUAGACCCAGAGUUGGAAAAAGUGGUUGAAAACCACGUUAACCGGACAGGACCUCUCAAGGGCCGCAGUCUUUAUAUCUUAAAACGCGAGACGCCAUCCGAGGAGCAGUCGACGCAUACUCGAUCCGGGCGUGUCUCUGUCCGACCGUUGGCGUACUGGCGCAACGAGCGCUGUGUCUACGGAGAUGGGGAGGCUAAUCUUGGCCAACGGUAUCCAUUGUCGACAAUCAAAGAGAUUAUCCGCACGGAAGAGCUACAGCCAGAAAAGGGCAAAAAGAAGCGCAAGAAGGGGAAACAAUCGAAAAAGCAAGACGACGACUCAGACGUAGACCCGGGCGAAGCAGAUGAAUGGGAGACCAAGGAGGGCGUGCUAUAUGGGUAUGCCAAGAAAUGGGACACUGAACGGCAGACUGUGUCCAAGGAGGAGGAAGCUCUCGAAAUUGCGUACGCAUCCAACGAGGUCGAGAUGCGCGAAGUCAAGGACUCUACGUUCCGGGUUGCCAAACUGCUGAGCUACUCGUUUAUUGGGUCUGGCAUAGUCGAGGUUCCGCCCAAGGGAGUCAAGAAACCCAAGAACUCGAAGCGCAUGCACAUGGUGUUUUACGUGUCACAUGGGCGGGUGCAAGUGGACAUGAACGGUGUGCAGUUUACAGCGGGCAAGGGGUGUGUUUUUCAGGUACCUAGGGGGAACCAUUAUAGUUUUGCAAACACGUACACGGUCAACGCCCGCCUGUUCUUCACGCAGGCCUUUGUUCCCGGUGAGGACGAGAACGAGAGUGCAGACACUGGCGAAACUGGGGAAGCAGAGGCGUCCGUGGAUAGCGAGGCACCGUUGCCCAAGGCCAAGGGCAAGGGUCGGGGUCGGGCGAAGAAGACAUAG